AUGGCAAUGGCUGAGCAACAAUGGUCAAAUCACUAUCCAAGUUCGUGGAGUAGCAUGCGAUCAGAGCAUGCUGUUAGCAAUCCGAUUAUGGUGCAAGGUAAUACUAAUGUUGGUAUUGCUGGAUCUAUAAGAUCUCGAGAGAAUUCACUUUGCACACAGAUGAUCGCUAAUGUAUUGGGUUCAUCCACGGGAAGUUUGAAUGCUGAUACAAAAUUCGUAAAUGCUGUGAAACUAGAAGAUGGGAAAACGAUUGACAGAAAUGACGAUAAACCAGUUAAGUCGACGAAUGAUACGUUGGGAUCGAACACGUCGACACCAUUUGUGCAUAUACCCUAUCAACUGCAAGCAGAUUCUCUUACUUUGGGUUCUACACCGGAAAUUCAGUAUCCCUAUAUGCUACAAGGACAACAAAAUUCGAUCAUUUAUCCGGGAAGCGUACAGACAGCAGCACCGUUUGGAACAACUCCAACUGGAUAUGGUUAUGGCUCGUUUACUGCCGUGUAUAAUAGUGGAGCAGCGUCAAAUCUUCCACCUGCAUCGGAACCAGCACUUGCAAUAAAUGGAAAUAUCGGAGGAGCUCGCGGUACACCGCCUACCUCAGCUCUUUUUUCGUCUUCACCACCUGGUGCGUUUCACUUCCCUCUAGGUUAUACAACGCAACCUGCAAUCAGUCAUUUGACUACUAGUCUGUCAAAUCUGUCGAUCGGUCCACCUCAGUCAACUCCAACAACUCGAAAUGAAUCAUUCACUUCAAAUGGACAAGUUGGUGCACCAUCCUACGGGGUGCAACCGCAGCAACAGUAUCUUUUCAUGAAUUUUCCUCAAACACCUUCAGCUGGUUCGUUGGGUUCAAGUCCCAACUUCUUCGGUAAUGCAUUUUCAACGACGUACAAUCCUCCAUCGAUGUUUCCAGGUUCGUCAUCUGGUGCUCAUAUUCCAGCACCUCCUGCUCCUCGUUCUACUUACGCUCCUCAACAAAAUACCAUUGCGCAAAUGCCCUACAACGUCGCUGUUCAUAACAAUCGAAGAAACAUUUCAUCAGUUUCAGGUCGAGGAUAUGUUUCGGCUGAUGGCGAAAGACAGACCAGGUCACAUCUGUUAGAUGAUUUUCGCAAUAAUCGUAAUCCUCAUUUGCAACUAAUCGAUCUUGGCAAACAUGUUGUGGAAUUUGCACAAGACCAGCAUGGUUCAAGGUUCAUACAGCAAAAAUUGGAGCGUGCUUCACUGAAGGAAAAGCAGGCAGUAUUUGAUGAAGUAGCGUUACAUGCGCAAUCUUUGAUGACCGAUGUUUUUGGAAAUUAUGUAAUACAAAAAUUCUUUGAGUAUGGGACUAACGAGCAAAAGAAUAUUCUCACAAAUGCCGUAAAGGGCAAUGUUAUGUCACUGGCAUUGCAAAUGUAUGGAUGUCGUGUCAUUCAAAAAGCUUUGGAAAGUAUUGAACCGGAACAACAGAUGGAGAUUUUAAAGGAAAUGGAAGGACAGGUGUUGAAAUGUGUCAAGGACCAAAAUGGAAAUCAUGUAGUACAAAAAGUUAUUGAACGCGUUGAUGCUUCACGAUUACAAUUUAUUAUUGAUGCUUUGGUUCCUGCAGGUGACAACAUGACGGUAUGCAAUUUAUCAACGCAUCCAUAUGGCUGCAGAGUGAUUCAGCGUGUACUAGAGCAUUGUACAGACGAUCAAAAACGGCCUGUGUUAGACCAGCUUCACAAGCAUGUCAAAAGUUUAAUUGUGGAUCAGUAUGGCAACUAUGUCAUCCAGCAUGUUAUUGAGCACGGCUCUUUGGAGGACCGCGAUCGUAUCGUCAACCAAGUUAAGGGUGAUGUCCUUCGUUUCGCACAGCACAAAUUUGCAUCAAAUGUAAUCGAGAAAUGUUUAACGUGCGGUGAACCACACCAUAAGAAUGCCUUGAUUACUGAAGUUUGUGGCAACCCAAACGAUAUUGCUACACCACUUUUGAUGAUGAUGAAAGACCAAUUUGCUAAUUAUGUUGUGCAAAAGAUGUUGGAUGUAGCUGAUAGCGCUCUCCGGAAAAAGAUGAUGCUAGCUAUUAAACCGCAUAUUCCUGCACUGCGAAAAUACAAUUAUGGGAAGCAUAUUAUUACUAAACUGGAAAAAUAUUUUCAAAAGCAAAAUGGUGGACUGCCAAUAAUGCAACCGGAUUAUUCAUCAAUGAAUUCGAUACCAAUAAUUUAA
Messenger RNA from Brugia malayi, 2193 nucleotides. RefSeq names its product RE63138p, putative. The record is from RefSeq and is a predicted model, not a curated record. Gene Ontology annotation, cellular component: nucleus; cytoplasm. The transcript is spliced from 14 exons. Gene Ontology annotation, biological process: post-transcriptional regulation of gene expression. Lineage: Eukaryota; Metazoa; Nematoda; Chromadorea; Rhabditida; Onchocercidae. The coding region runs from base 1 to 2193 and encodes 730 amino acids. Gene Ontology annotation, molecular function: mRNA 3'-UTR binding.